This is a messenger RNA of Diabrotica virgifera virgifera (western corn rootworm), 3730 nucleotides long. RefSeq lists its product as uncharacterized. The record is from RefSeq and is a predicted model, not a curated record. The transcript has 2 exons. Lineage: Eukaryota; Metazoa; Arthropoda; Insecta; Coleoptera; Chrysomelidae. The coding region runs from base 159 to 722 and encodes 187 amino acids.
GUUGAGGCAAGUUGCUGGAAAACAUAAAAUGUACUACGUAAAUACAGCGCUACUUUCAUUAUUCAAUUGUGCAUUGUUAUUCUGCUUCAAUUUAGUUGCAUAUACACAUUCCACUGUAAAUUCAAAACGAUAUUGUAAUAGAACCAAAAGCUGUAAUUAUGCAUUUAUCGAUACUAGGAGCGUUACUUUUGCCUAUAGUAAUCUAUGGAGAAAGAUUUUCACGACGAUCACUAGGUGUGCGUUGCAAUAAUACAAAAUCCAACAAAGCGCCUCCUUUAUCCAUGGAAAAUGAAAUAGACAAUCCUAAAAUUGCUUGUCCAGAUAGCUUGAAUCGCUGCCAUCGAUUUUUCGACACCGAUACUGAUUUCUUCGCAGUUUAUUACAACCACAUAAAACCAUACAGUCUGAAACUCAGUAUUUCUUACGAAACUGCGCUGGGGAUAGAAAAAGCCUUCUUCGAACAGGAAGAGGAUAUGUUCAGAAAUUACACGAAAACCUUGAUUCAAAGCGUAAAGCAAUUUGAUGGCAUCAGCUGGCACGCUGAUAUUAAAGAAACUGAUUAUGAUUUCUUCGUAAACUUUUUGUUUGACAGAUACUCACAUUUUCGUAACAAGCUCAAGAGCAUACCUGAAGAUGAACAUCGAAAUAUCAUAGAGCUUUCUGUUAAGAGCGAUGGUAGUUUUGAUCCAGCUAAAAUGGUUGUAAUUCAUGUAGGUUAUUAAAGAUUGUUAAUUGUGUAAGGAAAAUUAUUUUUUUAUUUGUAUUAUUUUAAAAAUUUUGUUCGUUGUACAUAUUUUUUAUAUCACACAUUGAUAUGAAAGUGUGUAUGAAGUACACAAAACUCCAAGUUGGUGCUGUGAAAAAGAACUACACUUGAGAGCAAAAUAAUCGACUCACUUGUUGAAUUGUACACGUUAGAAGUCUCGAAUUUCCUAAACCUGUUGUCCGAUUCGAGUAAUUUGUUUAGUAUGUUACAGCCUUAUUAUUUAAGAAAAUCGAUGUAAUAUUUUUUGCUAGGCAGGUAAAGGUCAUUUUAUACCGGGUGUAACAAUCUUACGGUGUUUUUUUUUUCUUAAAGUUCGGAACACCCUGUGUAAUAUUCUAGCAUAUAUAAAAUAUUUAAAUUAAACUCAAUUGUAGCCUUAGGCUUUCUUAACAUCUUGUUUUUUGAUUCAUUCGCUUAUGUUCGAUAAUAAAUGAGAUAUGUACUUUUAUAUUACAAAUGAGGUAUGCUAUUUGGUCUUAAUCAAUAUCAUUCCAAAUCUAGAGAGCUACUGUUUCUACCUCUUGUGAGGUUCUAGGAGGUGGCAAACGCUGUCGGGCUGUCGUAGUCUUCUGCCAAUUAUGUCCCACAAAUUUUCGAUCAGGUUAAGGUCUGGACUAUGCGUUGUUCAACGCAUAGUCCGAAGAUUUACCUGUUGUAAAUAUUCGGUUACAGUUCGUGAACGUGGCACAUAGGUUGAUUUUAAAUAAUUAGCCGGCCAAAAGUCAAAUUUCAAAAGUGACGUUAAAAAUUCAAGACACGUCCUAGAGACACCUGAUGGUUUGUCUUAACAAAAACUUACUAUCCCCACUCCAGAACUAUUCACCGCGCACGUGGGCACGUGCGAAUACGCGCGCAUGUAGCUGUUAGUGAAUUUUUGUUCUCUUAGCUUAGUAGUCAACUUUUUAAAAACUGUGACAUUUUGCAAUAUUCACCUUAUUUUUCAAAGUGAUUGUGAUGAAAUCGAAUAAUUUCGGUAAGAAUGAAUAUUUCUUAAAAUAUUUUUAGAAAAUUAACUGUUAUUUUAUAUUAUUUUUAGAGAGUCAAAAACAAGCCGUUUUAUAGUGACAUUUUUGUUUAAUUUUUAUGUUUAUAAGACAUUUAGUUAUAUUAUCGCCUCCGAUCGAGCAAUACUAUUUAUUUUAUAGCAUACUGCAUAUAUUUGGCUAAUUAAUGGCAUACAGUUCAGCUGCGGAUAGCUGCGGAUGCCAGAAAUACAGGGGUUUUAAUUUUUCUAUAUAGGAUGACGUCACAAAAAUAAAAGUACCUACAUAUUUGUUUUAAAUAUAAUAAUUGCGAUUUUUUUUGUUUUAACUACAUUUGGUGACUGCUCUGACCUAAAAAUAGUACUCCGCAAAUAUCUCUGAGACCAAAUUGAGCUACAAGAUUUUCCUAAUCUAGAGGACAAAUUAAAAUAUUUGGAAAUUAACUUAUUGAACUGUUAUAUCUGAUAAUUUAAUCAGUUUAAAACAAAGAUUUCGAGAUUUUAAAACGGCGAUGAUAGAGAAAUUGUUAAAGACUCACGAAAAGAUGCGGUAUUUCUACAAGCAAAUAAAGAUUGGUUAAAUGGAACAUUUCAAACUUGUAGAAAACAAAUAAAUGGAACCAGGUCGGCUUCCUAAAUUAUUUGAGGACUCCAGUGAAAGGAUGAAAAGAAGAAAAACAGAAGAAAUACGUUCUUUGCUUGAUGGUGAAGCUAUCGUUCAUGAAGCACAGACAUUACAGGCUCGUGAAAAAAGAAAUGCAAUUGAGAUCCCAGCUAGCAAGGAAAUACAUAGUUGCGUACAGGAAAUUAAACUUCUUUUAACUUCUGACCAGCUAUUAACAAUUUUAAGAAGCAAGAAACGUGUGUACAUAAAAGGAUCAAACCACGGUCAUUUUGUUCUGAAAUGAUUAAAAUGCUGUUACCUACCGGGUGACCCCAAAUACUGAGUCCGAUAUGUCAGAUACCGACUGAGGUAUCCUGCAUAUUUUGUAUUAAUAUUAAAUUUUGAUUUUUUUUUUCUGUAAAAAAUACAAGUCAAUUUUUAAAAAACAAUAUUUUUCUUUGAUUUGUACCCGUUUUAGUAGAAAUAUGCUGUAAAAUAAUUUUGGCCGCGUAAAUCCAUUAAAUCGACGUAUGUGCGUGGUCUUGCAUUAUCGUGCAUUAGCAAAAAAUUGUUACCAAUAUAAGGAGCCGAUAGCAUGGUAGCCAAGUCCUUCGCUAUGUAAGGUCACUACUUGAACACACUCAUCGCGGGUCAAAUUCCUUGUAGCGCGUUCCAUUUCCACCAAAUAACAAAAACAAACUACGGACUUAAUUGAAACUUUUAAUAAUAAAUCUACUCAUUUUCACAACAAACCAGACACUUUUUGACUGUCAACCAUUUUACAUCCAUUAAAUUGUUAAUUUGUCAUAGCCUACGUUAGGCUUGUUUAUUAAACUAAGCAAAAAAUGAGGAUUUAUUGCUGAAAAACAUCGCUAGUUGUUAACGUACCUAACUUUUUUAUUAUCCAACAUAAGCAAAUGAAUAAAAAAAGAAUAUGUUAAUAAAGCCUAAAACUACAACUAAAUUUUAAUUUAAAUAUUUUUUAUAUGCCACAAUACUUCACAGGGUGUUCCGAACUUUAAGAAAAAAAACACAGUAUGAUUGUUACACCCGGUAAAAAAUGACCUUUCCCUGUAUAGCAACAAUAAUAUUACAUCGAUUUUAUUAAAUAAUAAGGCUGUAACAUACUAAAAAAAUCAGUCAAAUCGGACAACAGAUUUAGGAAAUUCGAGACUUCUAACGUGUACAAUUCAGCAAGUGAGUUGAUUAUUUUGCUCUCAAGUGUAUAAAUGCCAUUUUUUCUUUUAUUUCAAUAUUACAUACAGACACAAAAAAUUGUUGGUAUUUUAGAGAAUUGGCCUUCUUUUUUAUUACCGACCUCAUGCGACGUUCUUAUACCUGUUACAAACAUGGCAACAAGUAAAUAAUUUGGUUUUUA